UCCUCUGCACAGUCCAGGGAGGAAGAAGUAGAAGAGGAGGAGGAGGAGGCGCGUGCCUGGGGGAAGGAAGCCUUCUUCCCCUCCUCCUUCCUUUCUCCUUCCUCCUCUUCUUUCUUCCUGCAGCUGCUGCUGCCGCCGCCGCCGCCUCCCUCCCGCUGUUUUUGCCGCAGAAAGGAGGCGAGGAGGGCUGGCUGCAGAGGCGGCUCGGCGGAGGCUCUCUGGCAGGACCGGGGGCCACCGUUGGCCCUGCAAUGGAGGCCUCUGCCAGCGAGCAGCAGCAGCAGCAGCGCUAUGCCGAGCUCUUCUGCCUUUGCGGCGGAGGCGGCGGCAACGCAGCGGGGUCCGAGGCAGGCGCCUCCGGCAGCAAGGUGGCCGAGCUGUUCCGGGCGUCGCAGCUCCCUCCCGAGGCUCUCCUCCAGAUUACAGAACUUUGUGGUGCUAAACGUGUGGGUUAUUUUGGUCGAACUCAAUUUUAUGUCGCUCUGAAGCUAAUAGCUGCUGCACAAUCUGGUCUACCAAUACGAAUAGAGAGCAUUCAGAAUGAAUUGCCUUUGCCUCGAUUUAUGGCCUUGAAAACAGAUAGUGAAACAAGGUACAGUCAUCAGACAGAAGCCCCGGGAACUAAAUUUCAGAUUCCUCAUGCAACACUUGAAAAAAACUGCUUCAGAAGGUUGGAUGAAGGAGAGAAGCAGCAAGAAACACAGUCUCCCCCCAUGUCUCCCAUUGGCUCACCCCCUGCUUCUCCAUCCAGCUACCAACGGAUGCCCCUGAGUUACGGCUAUGGCAUAUUGAGAAGUGGAGUGGAGCAGCAGCAAGGAGGUUCCUACGAAGCUAGAAUUCUUACUCAGCAACAAGAUGGACCAACAUCAGGAAACUAUGGCUCCAAAUCCCUACCAGCACAUUCCAGUCUUGUUCGGUCUCUUUCAGUCGAGAGGGAACCACAGGACAGCAGUAGUAACUACCCGGAUGACCCCUGGAGGAUCACAGAGGAACAACGGGAAUAUUACAUCAACCAGUUCAAGUCCCUACAACCUGAUCUGAAUUCUUUCAUUUCAGGCUCUGUAGCUAAGAACUUCUUCACAAAAUCCAAGCUUCCAAUUCCUGAGCUUUCACAUAUAUGGGAACUUAGUGACGUAGACCGUGAUGGAGCAUUGACGUUAGCAGAGUUCUGUGCUGCCUUCCACCUCGUUGUUGCACGGAAGAAUGGUUAUCUUUUGCCAGACACCUUGCCAGAGACGCUGCUCCCUGACUAUCUUCAAGCAGGAUCUUUUAAAUCUAAAAGUGAUCGUGUGGUGACUUCUUAUUCAGAAUCUUUGUCAAUAAGUCAACAAACAAGGGACUUUGGUAGAACCGAGCUUGAAACUGUCUGCGAGGAUCCAAACAAUUCAGAACCAUUGAUCCAUUUUGAGGCAGCAUCUCUUGAGCCAGAAACACCACUUGAAGAGGUGUCUGAUAAAGUUCCUUUGACACAGGACACAAUUAAGGAUGACAAACAAGGUGUGAAAAUCAGCACAUCUGCCCAAGCAGUACCAAAGGAGUUUAAAGUAUCUCAACAUGUGGCCAUUAAGACAGUUGCUCAGGAAUCAAACACAAUGAAAGCAAGACCACGGUCCAGGUCUUAUUCUAGCACAUCUAUUGAGGAUGCCGUGAAAAAGGGGGGAGAACCACCAACUCCUCCACCAAGGCCACAGAAAUCCCAUUCCAGAGCAUCCUCCUUAGAUCUAAAUAAAAUCUUCCAGCAAAAUACUCAAGCACUUAGAGCAGGUUGGGUACCACCACCACCACCACCUGCUUUACCCCCAAGACCUUUUGCAUCACAGGUUUGUCACCCUAACACAAAUGCAGAAUCAAAUUCUCAGCCCAAAUCAAGCUACGGAGACUUCAGACUUCAAGAACAGAUGGAACAAGAAUCUGAGGCAGAAGUACAUUUGCCACUGAGUAGAGCUUCAUCACAAGCAGAAGAAAAUAGCCCAAUAAAGAAGGAGGUUUUGCUCACUCAGCCACCAUCCAAACCGAUCCGCAGGAAAUUUCAUCCUGAAAGUCAGAUGCUGGAGAAUCAGGAAGUUUCUCCCACAAAAAGUGUAGCCUCUUCUUUACCGGCCAUCAAGUCUCACCAUUCGAUCCCAAAACAGUCUUCAAAACAGAAGAAAGCUAUUCAGACUGCUAUUCGUAAAAACAAAGAAGCCAAUGCAGUGCUAGCUCGGUUGAAUAGUGAACUCCAACAGCAGCUGAAGGAAGUUCACAGAGAACGGACUGCACUGGAAAGUCAGCUGGAGCAACUCCGGCCUGUAACUGUCUUAUGACAUACUGUAACAGAACGUUUGGUUCCCAGGAACUUCUAGACUUUAUCCGCACAACGUAUUGGCAUAACCUUUUCCCACUAAGGCAACAACAUGUGGACAAAAGUGACUGCCGUAUUUCUUUCACAUUUCUUGCACCUGUUUACUAUGUGAAUGAAGAAGUAUACAAUCUGAAUGUCAUAUCUUUUCCCUAGAAAAAUAAAACUUGUGUUCCCUAAUCCUUCUUCAGGAAUGCCUUAGGCAAAUUUCAUCUCUCAUUAUUAUGUUUUUUAAAAAAUUCCUUUAAUUAUUGUUUAUAUGCAGGUUGUGGCAUUUAAAUAUAUAGUAUAUAUUUGUAGGAAAUGUGUUUAUAUUUAUUUUCAUAUCAUAGUUAUCUGUGGUUUUCCAUGUUAGUUUUAGAAUAAAUCAAUGGAGCAUCACAGUGCUUUGUGUGUGACAUUCCCUCUCCCCUUCCUUUUAUGAUAACUGGUCAUUGCUGGAUAUAAUACACAAUUGUUCCUGUAUUAGGGCACUACAUGUACAGACUUGCUCUGUGAUCCUUCAGAUGGUAGCCUGCAACUUUCAUCAAACCUAGGUAUCAUAGACAAUAAUGAGGAAAAUUACAGUUUAAUAAUAUGUUGAUGCCACAGGCUACUGCUGGACACUAAUUCUCAUUUAUGCCUACAUAGCCCAUUUGUUCAGUUAAUAUUGGACAGAAUAGAGAGCAGCUCUGUGCCAGUCCUGGUUGGGGACAUUUACAAUUGCUCCAGCCUUACAACAGCCUUGAUGGUGGAUGUACUGCCUCCAGUCCUUGUGGGACAGUACAUCUAUAAGCUAUAGACUACGUUCCUGGGCUUCAAUUGGUCUAAUCUUCCUGCACUUGACAGGUAAGUCCCCUCGCACCAGUAUUCAUUGGUGCUUUUGCUGCUGCUACUACAAUAGCACCCUGAAAUGAAUGUAUCUUGGGAUGGUCAAAUGUAGAGAAUGUGCCAUAGUUGAUAGAAAGCAAUCUCACCCUACUGCUAAUCUAUGCAAUCCUUGGGAGUACUAGUGCAAUGUUUUUUGUGUCCCAGGGGCUGUGAACUGCUUCUCGUGUCAGUGGUGGGUUUUUUCUUAAAUGCUAUCAAGUGAUCAUAAUAAUUAAACACAAAAUUUAAAGACUUGUUGCUUUCAAUAGUUAUAUAAUUUAAAUUGCCUAUUUAUUCAAAUAUAAUUAGAAGAUGUGUUAUAAGUCAGCGGUAUCCACAAUCACUUUAUGUAGCUUUAGUGAAAUCCGACUUGCUUUAUAUAUCCCAUCCCACGGGGGGGGGGGGGGGGGGGGAGCGUCCACCACCUGGCUUCCCCCGUUGAUCCUUUUUCCCCACAGAACUUGCCAACUCCCAUCCCACAAUGUAGAGCUACUUUUGGCCGGGUUCUGUGGUGUAAAUGGAGAGGAACCGGCAUAAGGAUCAACAGGUGGAAGCCAGGUGGUGGACGUUUUCCCCCGUGGGAUGGGAUUUGGGGUAAGUCGAAUGGUGUGGAGCAUGGGGCGAUGGGUUCCCCACGCCUGGCACCUCUAGAUUUGCCAUGAUUUGUGGCAAUUCCAGCAGCCAAUGUGAUAAGGUCAUUCGUCUCACCAGUUGGGUGGGAGGGCAGGGCAGAAGUGGAAUAACACUUUCAUGUUUUUUGGUGUGCAUUCCAGGCUCCUUCUACACAGCCAUAUACAAUCCAGAUUAUCUGAUUUGAACUGGAUUAUAUGGCAGUAUAGCCUCAUAUAAUCCAGGUCAAAGCAGAUAAUCUGGAUUAUAUAGUAGUGUAGAAGGGGCCCCAGAAGCAUCUAACUGGCUGUUAUGAGAAAUAGAAUAUGAGAUUAGGUGACCCCUUAGUAAAGUUCACCAGAAGUCUGUGUAUUAUUAUAACUUAUCCCAUGUUCUUCCCUUAAAACAUUCUGUGCUGUUCUGAUAAACUGAGCAUACUGAUGAACAUUAGAAUACCCUAGCUUGUUUUAAAGAUGUUGGUCUAGAAUCAUUCAUGGGUAAAGCUCCACAUGCAGAAUAUCCUUGAUUCAAUCCCUGGCUUCUCAAACCAGAAAGAAUCCUCUCUGCAAACCAGAGGCACCAUCAAUAAGUGCAGAGAGUACUGUGAUUGGACUCAUUGUGGACUUUCCAGCAAUACAUUGUUACAUGUGUAUUAAGUGUAUUCCUAAAAAUUCAGGCACAACAAUUCUGAGAAAUGUUUACCAUCCAUCUGAGCUUUAUGUUGCAUUUCUGUAUUUUGAUUAUUAAAUAUGUGCAUAAAUUACUCUGAUAA
Molecule: messenger RNA, 4568 nt
Organism: Anolis carolinensis (green anole)
Lineage: Eukaryota; Metazoa; Chordata; Lepidosauria; Squamata; Anolidae
Gene: reps2
Product: RALBP1 associated Eps domain containing 2
Exons: 20
Coding region: 252-2303 (683 amino acids)
Biological process (GO): clathrin-dependent synaptic vesicle endocytosis; endosomal transport
Cellular component (GO): cytoplasm; plasma membrane; intracellular vesicle
Molecular function (GO): calcium ion binding; protein binding; molecular adaptor activity
Source: RefSeq, a predicted model, not a curated record